Molecule: messenger RNA, 900 nt
Organism: Moesziomyces antarcticus
Lineage: Eukaryota; Fungi; Basidiomycota; Ustilaginomycetes; Ustilaginales; Ustilaginaceae
Exons: 2
Coding region: 1-900 (299 amino acids)
Biological process (GO): RNA catabolic process; ribonucleotide metabolic process
Cellular component (GO): nucleoplasm; ribonuclease H2 complex
Source: RefSeq, a predicted model, not a curated record
AUGACAGCAAAUGGAACAGAUUCAACUGGCUCGCAAGGCGGAUUGCGAUCACGAACCUCGGUCCUGAUCCAUCCGAACCUCGCACAAGGAGGACGCUUCCUUGUCUUGCCGCACCCGCGCACGGGGAUCCCCACUUACUACCUGCAUUCCAGCCAUGCCAACGCCAGCGCCUCGACAGCGGGCACGGAUGCUACUUCUGCGGACGGGGAGCUGUUCGAGCUCUCGACGAUCAAGGACACCAGGUACGAUCGGUCGUGGAUGGUGUCGGGCGUGAACACGGUGGUGUCGGCAGGGCAGCUCGAGGUGCUAUCGCGGGUGGAUGUGCGCUUCCUCGUGAUUUCGCUACUGUACUCUGCGCUGGGCGAUCGCAAGUUCCGCUCGCUCGAGGAUACGUUUGAACAAAUCUCUCUCGGUCUAUUUGCCAAACGCUCAGACGAGGCCGUCGAAGCUGUAGCAGCACUCAAAGCGGCUUCGACCGAGGCCAAGGAUGCUGACGCUUCACGCGAAUGGUCCGACAUCCUCACGUUCGGCUCGCUUCCACUCGUAUACACUGCUUUGACACAAGUUGCUGAUGUCCAAGAUCUUCCUGGUGGCGAAAAGGCGUUUCGAUUAUCACUUUCCAAGAUGUAUGCGAUCCUCGACGCCAAGCACGCCCGACUGUCGAUGCGGUCCACGUUCGCAGCAGCACCCAACACGCUCGGACGCAGCUUUGAACGUCGCUGGCCGCUCGACUCGGACCCUUCGGCCUACCUCACCGACACACCCGGCACAGACUCGGACGAGCCCAAGGAAGCUACACAGCUGCGCCGCACGCUCGCCGCCGAAAUCAUCGCCACUAACCUCCCGCCCGCACUCGCGGCUGAAUACUGCACGCACCUUGGCAUCGCAUCUGCCACUUGA